UAUGCAUAUAAUCAAUCAUAGUAAUGAACUGCUUUAAGUAAAGGUCAACUGAAAGCAGAUUAAUUUUUCAGCUUCAGCUUCAUCUUCAACUUGGGUUCUCUGUGUUUUUGUUUUGAAAAAAUGGGUGGAUUUUAGAGGUCAAGUUUAGUUUUUUCAAGUGACAGAUGGUUCAGAGGAGUGAGGGGGAGAAGGGUUUAAUGGAGGCUGAAGAAAGAGGGUUUUCAGAUUUGUGUAGGAACACAAGCGAGGAGAUGUUUUUGAAGUCGUUAAUGGAGACUUCCAUGGGAAUGCCUGCUCCAACUAUGGAAAUGUUAGGGUUUAAAAAUCUUUCUCAGACUUUAAGAACUGAUAGUGAAGAGCUCUUCAAAAGCUGGCUCACUAAUGGAGAGAAUCAUGGCUAUAAUUCAUCAGGCAUAGCACAUCGAACGAGACAGGCAUCAAGAAGGAUAUCCGCAGAGCUAAACAAUUUGUCUAGUCACCAACAUGGAAGUAUGCUACAGAAGAAAAAAAGCAAUGAUGUCUUAUUUUCACAGAACAAUCCCUCGGUCGAAGAAAUCCCCGGCGACCUCAAUCAACAUUCGAUCAGGAACGCUGUUGAGAGAGGACUCCAGGCCAGUAAUCUGUAUUUAGCCAAGGCCUGGUUUCAUAGUUCUCAACCAAUGACAAGAAGUCGAUCCUCCGAAUUGCGGAGGAGGUAUGCCGCUAUGCAAACAACUCAAACAACACUAGGUGUGGAAGCUGUGCACAAUGCUUCGCUGUAUGGCCCCAAAAAAAUGAGAGAAGAAUCUGCAAAUCCAAAUAGUUUCAAUGAUCUUCCUAUGUGUGAGAUUCCCAACCAAAUAGGCUCAUUCAUGUCUCUAUCCAAUUCACCCUCAUCUACAUUCAACACUCCGCAAACGGGUAAUGUCGAUCAAGUGUCCUCUGUUGUAAGCAUGCUAAAGGGUACCUUAGAACGCAAGAAACUUAGUAACCAGAUUGAGAAAGAAGCUGUUGAAGAAUGCUCAAAUGGGAUUUAUCAUCCAGCUCAAGAAGUUAUAGUUCAUACUAGUUUCAGUCAGGGACAUGUAAAUCAGAUUCAUGAACUGCCUGGAACUUUUCAAGGAUUAUCUGCAGGCCAAGUGAAGAAUCCUGUAACUCUACAAGGAUCUCUGGACCUUGACUUGGAAGGUUUUGUAAAUCCUGCUCACCCAAUUCAGGUGAGCACAGUUUCUCGGGAACCUUCGCAGAGUGAAUCUUCUGCGGCUGCACCGGUAAUCUCAUCUGGUUUUGAAGUAUGUGAUGGUCCUAGUAACUCAAGUCAAACUAUAAGCAUCUGUGAGAGCUCCAGGAGACAAGCUGGAAACUCUAGAAGCAUAGAAAAUGGCUCCAGAGCAAAAGAUAUCCGAGAACGAAUAAUUGACAAUUUGAAAGAUGACCGGAAGAGGGGAGAACUAGUUCGGUGUGGAUCUGUGACUUCAGCUGGUUCAGCAGACAAAGGAGAUCCCACAAAAAAGCGAAGGGUGGAGCGGUCGAGAAAGAUGGCAGAGGCAAAGGAAAGGAAUUUGACACCAGCAAUUCCAUCUGAUCUGCAGUCUGUCUUAAAGCGGUGUGAAAAUCUUGAAAAGGAAGUGCGAUCACUCAAACUUAACUUGUCUUUCAUGAACAGGAAGGAUUCUGAACAGACUAAGCAGAUAGAAGAACUUCAGAAGCAGAAUGAAGAUUUGAUGGAUGAAAAGGAGCGUCUCCUGGAAGAGAUCGAACGGAUCAUCUCAGAAACAGGAAAGAUGUAGAACUGAUUUAUAUAGUCUUUUUCCAGCUCCCCAUAUGUUUUAGCAGUAAGCAAAACUUCAAAGGUUCCAAUUCCAAAGAUCCAGUUCAGAAACCAAUCGGGAAUCAACAUGCAAAUGAAUAAGCAAAAGAAAGACUAAAAGCCUGCCCUUGAUGUAUCUGUAUAGGCAGGGUGGCUUACUUGGUAAAUACAGAUAAAGAAAACCCAUAUCAUAUGGGUAGUAAUCCAGUUUCUAACUUUGGUUGUAGUAGAUUUUGGAAAGUUCAAACUCCAAUUUGUUGAGAAAUUCAUAUCUCAGAGAAAGUUUUGCUGCUCCUGAAGCCAACAAGCAUCUAUAAAUUUGUUCUUUACUCUCAUUCUCUUGCUGAUAAAAGUAAAAGACACUAUGCUGCAAAAGCCAUUUGACUUCAUAU
Molecule: messenger RNA, 2181 nt
Organism: Pistacia vera
Lineage: Eukaryota; Viridiplantae; Streptophyta; Magnoliopsida; Sapindales; Anacardiaceae
Product: protein CYCLOPS-like
Exons: 11
Coding region: 165-1769 (534 amino acids)
Biological process (GO): arbuscular mycorrhizal association
Cellular component (GO): nucleus
Molecular function (GO): sequence-specific DNA binding
Source: RefSeq, a predicted model, not a curated record